Molecule: messenger RNA, 714 nt
Organism: Apis laboriosa (Himalayan honeybee)
Lineage: Eukaryota; Metazoa; Arthropoda; Insecta; Hymenoptera; Apidae
Product: RNA pseudouridylate synthase domain-containing protein 1-like
Exons: 4
Biological process (GO): pseudouridine synthesis
Molecular function (GO): pseudouridine synthase activity; RNA binding
Source: RefSeq, a predicted model, not a curated record
AUGAUAUGUAUAUUAAUAGAUACACUGCAAUUUGAAUUAAAAAAAAUUGUACCAAAAUUAGUAAAUCCAAAAUUAUUUCAUGAAUUUCAUUUUGUACAUAGAUUAGAUUAUGUGACAAGUGGUGUAAUAUGUAUUGCAUUAAAUAAAAAAGCAGCUCAAAUUGCUUCUAAUGCAUUUGAAGCAAGAACAGCUAAAAAAUUUUAUUUAGCAUUACUUCAUGGACAUAUUGAUGAACCUUAUCUUAUUAUAAAUAAAGCAAUUGGAAUUGAUAUUAGAGAAAAAAAAGGAAAUCAUAAAAUGUGUGUCAGUGAUAGCAUCUUUUGUGAGAAACCGAAAAAAUCUUAUACAAUUCUUAUGGUAUUAGAAAGAGGUUUUAGAAAUGGAAAGCCAGCUACUAAAGUAUUAUUAUGUCCUAGUACAGGUAGAAGACAUCAACUAAGAGUACAUUGUUCAUACAUUGGUCAUACUAUAAUUGGUGAUUAUACAUAUAGUGAACGAAAAGAUAUAGAACCUUAUAGAACAUUUUUACAUUCCUUCAGGUUAAUAUUAAAUAAUGACAUUGAAAAUUUAGAUAUAAGAAGUAUGGAUCCAUUUGUAGCUUCUGAUCCAAGAAAUCAAUGGUCUCCAAUAAAUAUUGCUAGAAUAUUAGAUGAAAAUGUAUUUUCUGAUAUUUCCAAACUUAUGUAAUUAAAUACAACAUUAAAAAUUUAUUUC